AUCAAGAAACAGCUGAUCCUCCUAUAUAAGGCCCAGUCCAGCGUCGGGCUCCUUAUCCUUGAGGAAAAUGGGUCUCUUAACAACUGGAUUAGCUGUUGCAGCAGGCGCUGGAGGAGCAGUGGUCGCUGCUCCUGUUGUUCUGGGAGCCGUAGGUUUCACCUCCGUUGGAAUCGCAGCAGGCUCCUGGGCUGCAGGCAUGAUGUCGUCUGCUGCCAUUGCUAACGGAGGAGGGGUGGCAGCAGGGAGUCUGGUGGCUGUUUUGCAGUCAGCAGGCAUGGCUGGUCUGGGUACGGCUGCCACUGCAGGCGUGGGCACUGCUGGAGGAGCGGUGGGACUUUUGGCUGCUCUCAUCUGAGAUCAAGCUGGAAAUCAUGAAGGAAUAAUAUUUUUAUUUUUUUAAACAAUGUAUUUGUGUUUGAAAAUCGGAAAACAAAUGCCAGCAAUAUCAGUGAAGUCCAACUUUAUCUGUCAGUAAAGCAAAACUUGAUUGAAAUGUGAAGGAAAAUAAAGUUUAUCUUUUUGCAAAACACA
This is a messenger RNA of Stegastes partitus (bicolor damselfish), 531 nucleotides long. Its product is annotated as interferon alpha-inducible protein 27-like protein 2A. The transcript has 4 exons. The record is from RefSeq and is a predicted model, not a curated record. Gene Ontology annotation, biological process: release of cytochrome c from mitochondria; intrinsic apoptotic signaling pathway. Lineage: Eukaryota; Metazoa; Chordata; Actinopteri; Pomacentridae. The coding region runs from base 68 to 355 and encodes 95 amino acids. Gene Ontology annotation, cellular component: mitochondrial membrane.